AUUUUGGAUUUACCUUUCCUUGUGACGCCGUGGACAGUUACCUACUGGAGUCUCUUCGUCAUCCCUGCAGUUUAACCACAAACCGUACCUGGAUUUCCCAGCUGGCAGUCGGCUCGCUCCUCUGUCCUUCUCCACUGUGUAAAGGUCUGACUGUGUGCCACCAACAUGGCUGAGAAGUCCUCAGCUUCAAACGAAUCAACGGUGAAGAACAUUAUCUUAAAGAGUGAUGAAGUAAAGAAAGGAUUCCCUUCUGUCUACAAACUGAGAACAAAAGUUAAAGAUAAUAAUAAACAUGUAAGAAGAGUGACCUUUGGCAAGAAAGAUGGGAAGAAAAUUAAAAAUAAAACCAUCUUACUAGUUGGUGAAACAGGAGCAGGAAAAUCUACUCUGGUCAAUUUUAUGGUGAACCACGCCAUCGGAGUGAAGUUUGAGGAUGGAGUCUGGUUUCAGAUCACAGAGGAGGAAGAGGGGGAGAAAAGUCAGACAGAAAGUCAGACAUUAUAUGUCACUGUGUACGAGAUCUUUGGUUUUGAAGGAAAAACUCUGCCGUUCUCUCUGACCAUCAUCGAUACUCCUGGAUUUGGAAACACCCAAAAGAUUGAACAAGAUUUGUUUGUUAGUCAAGGAUUAUUUGAUCUGUUUCGAUCAGAUGACGGAGUUCAUGAAGUUGAUGCUGUUGGCCUGGUGAUGAAGGCCAGUGAUAACAGAAUGAGUGACAGACUGUUGUACAUUUUUGAUUCAGUGAUGUCUCUGUUUGGAAAUGAUAUUAUCAAAAAUAUCAUAGUUAUGAUCACUCAUUCAAAUGGACUCUCUCCUCCUGGGCCCCUUGAAGCUCUUCGAGUUUUAGAAAUUAAAUGUGCCAGAAACGAAAAGAAUGAGCCUCUUCACUUUCUGUUUGAUAACUGCCAAGACAAAGAACGCACAGAUGAAACAAAAGAAAUAUUAUACAAUUGUGACAAAAUAUCUAGAAAAGGAAUAAAAGGCCUCAGCAUUUUUCUGGAAACACCAAAUCUCAACAGUUGGAGAUGACAAAGGAAGUGAUGAAAGAACGUAUCAGACUGGCAGCUUGCAUUGAGAAUCUGAAAGAUAGAAUUCAGCUGAUUGAAAUGAAAGAAAAUGAAAUACAACAAACUGAAAAAGCUCUGAAGGAGCAUGAGAAAGAAAUGAAGAUGAACCAGAAUUUCACUAUAGAAGUUGAUGAGCCCUACAAAGAAAAACAACCCAUAGAUGGUGGGGGAUGGAAGUUGUUUUUCUACCAAGGAGCCGUCUGCUGUACUCACUGUGAGGAGACCUGCCACCAUCUUGGAUGCACAACAGCCUGGAGUCCUCAAUCAUGUGAGGUCAUGAAAGAUGGCAGAUGCACCGUUUGUAACAGGAAGUGUCUUGCAUCUGCUCAUGUGAAAGAACAAUGGAUAUAUGUGAACAAGACUAGGAGAGUAAAGAAGACCAUAGAAGAUAUGGAAGAGAAAUAUAAAAAAAAUAAAGCAGCUUCUGCAGAAAAACAAAACCUUCUGGAGUCUCUUAGGAAGGAAAAGGAAAACCUUGAAGUAGACAAAACAAAGUGGCUGUGUGAAGCUUAUGCACAUGUUGAAAAGCUAAAUGAAAUCUCCCUGAAAGUUGAGACGGCGUCCACUUACAUCAACCUGGAGUUUUUAAUCGAAAAGAUGGAGAAACAUGAUGAAGAGAAAUGUGGCAUGUUGAAAGAAAUGGCAAAGAGUGCAGAUAACGUCCAAAAAGCUAUGAAAUAUGCUUAUAAUAGCCUGUGGAAAAUGUUUUGAGACAAUCAGGAAGGGAAAAGUGGCACAGAAAUCUAAUACUGUAACAUUAUUUAGACAAAUUUCAACGUAAAGUUUGACAAAUAUAACUUUUCAAAUUGUGUUCCAGUUUUGAUUUGACUGAGAUUUACAAAAGUAGCAAAUUCUGUAAGGAUAGGAGACCAACAUGUCCAACAAUCCGUCCAAUAAAAAGAAGAAAAAAUGAAUAAUAAAAUAGAAAUACAUGGUUUU
Poecilia reticulata (guppy) is the source of this 2006-nucleotide messenger RNA. The record is from RefSeq and is a predicted model, not a curated record. NCBI's taxonomy places the organism in Eukaryota, Metazoa, Chordata, Actinopteri, Cyprinodontiformes, Poeciliidae.